This is a messenger RNA of Plasmopara halstedii, 876 nucleotides long. RefSeq lists its product as uncharacterized. The record is from RefSeq and is a predicted model, not a curated record. The transcript has a single exon. The coding region runs from base 1 to 876 and encodes 291 amino acids. Lineage: Eukaryota; Oomycota; Peronosporomycetes; Peronosporales; Peronosporaceae.
AUGGUGAGCUUUCUGAAACUCGUUUCGACUAACCUCGUUCAGGAUAACUACAACAGCACAUGGAAACAUUCGUUCCCUGGUUCAGCUGCUGACUUUUGUGAUGUAGUUUGCGCGGUCCAGAGCAUUAGCAUGUACAACUCUGAGUACAACAUUGACGCGAUGCAAUUCCAAAACACUACCUUCAAAGUUGAAGUUCCAACAGCGGCUACCACCUCAACUAUCAGUAUUACUCUUCUGGAUGGUAUCUAUUCUUAUGAUGAUAUCAAUCGUAGCAUUCAGACGGCUCUUGUCAAUGCUGGAGCGUAUUUGAUCGAUCCAACUGGGAACAACGUAUUUUAUCUAAAGCUGAGUGAGAACAGUGUUUAUUACGCGUGUCAGAUCGACUUUUCACCUACGCCAACAACGUUGCCAACUGUGAGUGGUACUUGGACACGACCCGCUACUGGUCUCUACUCUGCUAGUGGUACUGGAUUGCCUACUACAGCUCGUGUUCCUCGACUAAUUAUCGACAAUGCUAAGUUUGGAAAGGUGGUUGGUCUGACUGUUGCUACUUACCCAGCUGCCUCAGCUACAGUUGCAAGCGCUCAGCUAUCCAAUAUCAUCCCACAGAUUCAUCCUACCAGCUCAUACAUCGUUCGUUGUGAUUUGAUCAAAAAUGAGUAUGUUGCAUCAGGUGAUAUUGUCAAAACAUUCGAUAGAGGUGAUUCUGAAAUUGGUAAGCUGAUAUCAUACAAACCAAGUCAGUAUGCGUGGAUGAACUGUCAUAACGGUUCUCGCUCUACAAUUACAAUCAGUAUCUAUAACCAAAACGAUAAGAAGGUGAUCUUUCGCGAUACCUCAGUAUCGAUCAUGCUGCUGCUUCGACCAAAAAAAUGA